AACUUCUGAUAUUCAAUUAAAUGCACCAAUAUUUAAUAAUAAUAUUGGUAGCAAUAGUAAUAGUAUGGCAACAACACCGACUCAUGAAUAUUCUGAGUCAACAUAUUCAACAGCAUCUUCAUUGAAUAGUACUUCUGAUAUUUGUAAAACAUCAGCGGUGUCAAAGGAAUUUAAUGAAGUUGAAGCGAUGACAUGGAUAAAGACAAAUAAGGUGAUAAAAACUUUCAAACAUAUUUUGAAGAUAUUAGAUUUGAGAAAUUGCAUUGAGGAGGCUAGAAAGUUCAUGCAUUUUUAUACAUAA
Messenger RNA from Scutellospora calospora, 301 nucleotides. NCBI's taxonomy places the organism in Eukaryota, Fungi, Glomeromycota, Glomeromycetes, Diversisporales, Gigasporaceae. The record is from the annotation of a GenBank genome assembly.